AUGUUUAUAUAUUUAUGGUCUGUUUUUUUUUCGUUUGUUUUUGCUGUUUUACAAAAUAAACAAGAAGAUUCAAAAAAAACAUUACCAGUUGUUUUAUGGCAUGGUUUAGGAGAUAGUUAUAACUCUGCAGAAAUUAUGGAAUUAUCUGAAAUUUUAUCUGAAACAUUAAAUGUUUAUGUACAUUCUAUAUAUCUUGAUAAAAAUCCAUUAAGUGAUAGAAAUAAUGGGUUUUUUGGUAAUGUUAAUGAACAGAUUAAAUUGGUAGCGGAGCAGUUAUCAAAUGAUCCUAAAUUAGCAGAUGGAUUUAAUGCAAUUGGCUUUAGUCAAGGAGGAUUAUUUUUGAGAGCGUAUAUUCAACGGUAUAAUACGCCACCUGUUUUUAAUUUGAUUACAUUUGGCGCACCACAUUAUGGAAUAUCGAGUUUUUAUUGUCCCUCUAAUGUUUAUGUUUGUAAAAUACUGGAUUAUUUUAUAAAACAUAGCUUAUUGUCUUAUUGGGUCAAAGAAAAUGUUAUUGUUGCACAAUAUUAUAGAGACACUAGUGAUAUGAACGGAUACCUUGAAUAUAAUCCUUUUUUACCUGAUAUUAAUAAUGAAAAGGAAAUUAAAAAUGCUACAUAUGCUAAAAAUCUUGGCUUAUUGGAUAGCUUUGUUAUGGUUCAAUUUGAAAAUGAUCAUGUGAUUAUACCUAAAGGAAGUUCUCAUUUUAAUGAUUAUGACAAAAUUGAGGAGAAAAUUAUUUAUCUAAGAGAGACUGCAUUGUAUAAGGAAGAUUGGCUAGGUCUUAAAUAUCUUGAUGAUAAGAAAGCACUUGUAGAGAUGACGAUUCCUGGAGAACAUAUGGAAAUAGGUUAUGAAACUUUUAUUCACAUUGUUAAAAAAUAUUUUGUAAAUUCUACGAGAUCUGAACACAUAGUUCAAUGGCAGACAAAAGAUAAUUUCUAAGGAAAAUAGAACUUUAAAAUA
Molecule: messenger RNA, 966 nt
Organism: Pneumocystis murina B123
Lineage: Eukaryota; Fungi; Ascomycota; Pneumocystomycetes; Pneumocystales; Pneumocystaceae
Exons: 7
Coding region: 1-945 (314 amino acids)
Cellular component (GO): lysosome
Molecular function (GO): thiolester hydrolase activity; palmitoyl hydrolase activity
Source: RefSeq, a predicted model, not a curated record